Oryzias melastigma (Indian medaka) is the source of this 3466-nucleotide messenger RNA. It is a transcript of the gene rest, whose product is annotated as RE1-silencing transcription factor. The record is from RefSeq and is a predicted model, not a curated record. Gene Ontology annotation, biological process: regulation of gene expression. The coding region runs from base 180 to 2810 and encodes 876 amino acids. The transcript is spliced from 6 exons. Gene Ontology annotation, cellular component: nucleus. Lineage: Eukaryota; Metazoa; Chordata; Actinopteri; Beloniformes; Adrianichthyidae.
ACAAGUCCCCGCGGGCCGACGCGGUGACGUCACGCCCGUGCGUGACUGUGGAGGAAUGUGCGGAAACUUCUGACCACUCUUCUUGUUCAGCGCUUCGUCGAAGGAAAAAAGAACUCCAGAGACGGAAUAAAGUUCGGGAAAGUUCGAAAGUGAGUCGUAGAUUGACGCCUGACUUGGACAUGGCGGCCCUCUCGGUGGGGAUGUUUCCCGUGGACGUGUCCAUGGCGGAGGACCGGCCGGGGCUGGGGAGCAUGCCCAAGAACACGCUGCCCGCUCCACAGCUGGUGAUGCUGGCCAACGUGGCGGCGGAGUGUUGUGGAGGAGGAGAUGGCAGCGUGGCGGACGAAAAGGAGAUGGUGGAACUCAAGACUGUGGGAUGCAGCUACUCUGACAGCGAGGAUGAGAGUGUGAUCAGGUACAGCUACAACGACCAGAACCACCUAAACGUUUGCGCCGUCGACUACCCCGAGUCUCCAAACAACCAGGCUGUCGCCGGGGGGGACCAUCAAGAAAAGGAAGUAAAUGAAGCUCCGAGCCAGUCCCAGCCUCACCCCUCCACCCCCAACCCACCAAAGGAUGGCGCCAGUCACAAAGGCACGCCCCCAACCGUGGACGGCCUGACGAAGAAGAAGCCGUUCUGCUGCAAACCGUGUCGCUUCCAGGCUCAGAACAAGCAGCAAUUCAUGGAGCACCUGAGCUCGCACCUCGUCAGCAAGAUGUUGGUGGUGAACCAGGUAGAGGGGCGCAGCAAAAUCAAGGCCAAGGAGGUAGAGACACCUGAAGCCACUCCUGACAAGUCCAGCGAGGAGGCGGAGAAUGGCGGAGAAGGAGCGUCAACAGGGAAUGAAAAGAAAGGGUUAUUUAAGUGUGAGCGGUGUGGCUACAACACCAACAGAUUAGACCAUUACAUGGCUCACCUGAAGCACCACAGCAAGGAGGGGGAGGACCACAGGGUGUUCAAGUGCACUCUGUGCACGUACACGACCGUCAGCCAGUACCACUGGAGGAAGCACCUGAGGAACCACUUCCCCAGCAAGCUGCACACCUGCAGCCAGUGCUCCUACUUCUCCGACCGCAAGAGCAACUACAUCCAGCACAUCCGCACGCACACAGGUGUCCGUCCAUUCCAGUGCGCGUACUGCGACUACUCCAGCUCGCAGAAGACACACCUGACCCGACACAUGAGGACUCACUCAGGUGAGCGCCCCUUCAAGUGUGAGAGCUGCCCCUACCUGGCAGCUAACCAGCAUGAAGUCACCCGCCACGCCCGCCAAGUGCACAACGGCCCCAAACCGCUGUCCUGCCCGUACUGCGAGUACAAGACGGCCGACCGCAGCAAUUUCAAGAAGCACGUGGAGCUUCACCUGAACCCUCGGCAGUUCCUCUGCCCGCUCUGCAAGUACGCCGCCUCCAAGAAGUGCAACCUACAGUAUCACAUCAAGUCCAGACACUCGGGCUGCAGCGUGGAGCUGGACGUCUCCAAAGUCAAACUGCGCAUCAAGAAGCCCAGUACUGACACCGCAGACGAGAACUCCAAAGGAAGCAAGUCUGACGAUUCUUCCAGCUUAGAGGAGGACAUGGAAGAAGAGGACGAUCACGCCAGCCCCAUAAAUCUGUCCAUCAAGAAGAGCAGCAAGACCAACCUGCCAGAAACUACCGACAAGUCUGCAAAGAAACCUGGACUGUCAUCUGAGGAAGAGAAACCACAGAAGGUGAAGGAGCAGGAGAAAAAGAUCUCAACGAGGCAGAAGAAGGUCCUUGAGGGUCCUGGAGAGACCACGUCUGUGACAGACAACAAGGUGAAGAAACGAGUCAAGAAGCUGCAAGCAGAGAAAAAGAGAGUCCAGGACCAAGCAGAGGAACCUCCGCCUGAGAAACACAGACCAGGGGAAACCUGUCUACAGCAAACAUCACAAGAGGCAUUAGUGAAGGACCAAAAGGUCAGGCCUGACAAGGAGAAGGAACCUCAGAGCUCUAAACCCAGGAAGUGUGGAUCCAGGAAGUCUGAGAAGAAAACACAACAAGUCAAGGAAGCUCCAGAGAAGGCCAUGAUUCCUGCAAAGAAACCCAAACCAAAGGUGGUCAAAGACAAACCCACAAAGAGAAGAGCAGCUGAAGCUCUGGAUCUUUCCCAAAAGUCCUCCAAGACCAGGCGUUUGAAACCUCCUGCUGCUGAAAAGCUGCCGGCCAAAUCUUCUCAACAAGUGGAGUCCAGCCCAGCUGUCAGAUCCAGCAGAACUGCGUCUGCCAAGACUAGGAAGUCCAGCAAGAAGGCCUCUGAACUGCAGCAAACGGUGGCUCCAUCGGAGAAUCCGACACCUGACCGAGUCCCGUCCUCAGAGGCUCCAGAGACGUCCUCUCAGCCUACAGGAGACCGUCCUGCAGGUUCCUCCAAAGAACGCACGGAUUCAGGAGAACCUGCUGCCAGUCCGACUGAAGACCGCCACCCUCCGACCUUCAUCAAGCCCACGCUGCCUCCUCUGCUUCCAGGAGGCCAGCGCAGCAGACCUGCAGAUGCCGAGGAUGACGAGGGCAUCCACAGCUGCCAGGAGGCAGGAAGUGACAUCAGUGACAGUGCGUCGGAAGGAAGCGACGACUCUGGCCUCAAUGGGACCGGCGCCAGAUUAAGCAAGAUGGCCAACGACCCCGAAACGCCCACAGAGGAGGUGCCAACGCCGGCAGGCCUCAAGAGCCACCUGUGCAUCUUCUGCGACCGCACCUUCAUGCAGGAGGGGGAGUACCGGCGCCACCUGAACCGCCACCUUGUCAACGUCUACUAUAUGGAUGGAGCUUCCAGCACUCAGAAGUGAGACGUUUCCACGGCGACGGCCCAUCGAACUGAACGGACAACUCAUGUUGUUGAAAUGAUUUUCACUCUCAAGGCUUGCAGCUGUUUCACUGUAGUCUAUGUAUUAAGACUCUUUUGUAGAAACUGAACACGGCAAUUCUAGUUCACAACCAGGAAUCUAUUCUUCUGAUCCACAAGAACCAGAUAUCCCUCUGAGGUCCAGAAGUUCAGAUCAUGAACUGGUCUUAAGCGGAUUCAGUGAAGUUUAGUCAAAGCAGAAACUCUUUCAUUCAUAUCAGGAAAUCUGAAUCAGUCCUGCAACUCUAAAUCACAUCAGCUGUUGUUACCGUGGUAACCAUGCCCUAAAAACUCUCGCCUUCCAGUAGUUUAUAAUGCGUUUCCAUAUAAAUCGUAUCCUGUUUCACCUGUAGUGCCUUUGACAAUCAGCUGUGUGGUCUGAAGGUUGGAGCUGAACCUCUGCAGACCAGAUUCUGGCCUUUAGGUUUCAGGUGUGUAAAUAUUUCAGUGCAAUACCCCCCAUCCCACAUGCUUGUUUAUGAAAUUGUUUUGAUAAAGCAGAAAGACUUUAUUCAAGCCUCCUCACUUCAAACUAACAGCUUUAUUCUGCAGCUCUUUGUCUCUGUCUGCAUUUUAAAUAAAGUUAUACAAAUCCUUUCA